Molecule: messenger RNA, 1875 nt
Organism: Ochotona princeps (American pika)
Lineage: Eukaryota; Metazoa; Chordata; Mammalia; Lagomorpha; Ochotonidae
Gene: MON1B
Product: MON1 homolog B, secretory trafficking associated
Exons: 6
Coding region: 119-1777 (552 amino acids)
Biological process (GO): vesicle-mediated transport; protein targeting to vacuole
Source: RefSeq, a predicted model, not a curated record
UAGAAGUGCGCCGCCCUGGCACCUGCGCGGCACAUCGCAGCUGGCUCGGUGGAAAGAAAUAGGACCGGGUCCGCCGUGGACCCGUGGGCGGCGCGCGCCAUCGCAACGGGAUGUGCAGAUGGAGGCCGGAGGAGACUCUGCUGCCGCUGCCGCGGCCCCCGGGGGGCGCGCGGAGGACUUGGGGGACACGCGGCUCCCCAGUGAGGAGACUGGAGACGGGGACGGAGGGGUCCUCGCCGGCCCGCGGAGCCCUGGAGAUGGAGACCUGGAUGGCGCAGAAGCCAAGGCCGCAGAACAACCGGCCAGCCCUCCUUCACCACUGCCCACUUCUGAGUGCCCGUCAAGCACAGGUGAGGGCUGGAGUCCUGCAGCCAGCGAAAGGAUCCCCCGUCAUGGCCUUGAGAGUGGCCCUGGGGCCCAGGGUGGCGACCCCAGCGAUGAGGACUGGCGCAGCCAGCGCAAGCAUGUUUUUGUCCUGAGCGAGGCUGGCAAGCCCAUCUACUCACGGUACGGGAGCGUGGAGGCGCUGUCGGCUACCAUGGGAGUGAUGACAGCGCUCGUGUCCUUCGUGCAGAGUGCGGGAGAUGCCAUCCGUGCCAUCUAUGCUGAGGACCACAAGCUGGUGUUCCUGCAGCAGGGCCCACUGCUUCUGGUGGCUGUGUCCCGGACUCCUCAGUCGGCAGCCCAGCUGCGGGGAGAGCUGCUGGCCGUGCACGCCCAGAUUGUGAGCACCUUGACACGUGCGAGUGUGGCUCGCAUCUUUGCACACAAACAGAACUACGACCUUCGCCGCCUGCUGGCUGGCUCCGAGCGCACACUGGACCGGCUUCUGGACAGCGUGGAGCGGGACCCAGGGGCCUUGCUUCUGGGUGCUGUGCGCUGCGUGCCCCUGGCUCGCCCGCUGCGGGAAGCCCUGGGUGCACUACUCCGCCGCUGUAUAGCACCCGGCCUGGCGCUGUCCGUGCUGGCAGUAGGCGGCCGGCUGGUGACGGCAGCCCAGGAGCGGAACGUGCUAGCAGAAUGCCGGUUGGACCCUGCCGACUUGCAGCUGCUACUGGACUGGGUGGGCGCCCCAGCCUUUGCAGCCGGUGAGGCCUGGGCCCCUGUGUGCCUGCCCCGCUUUAACCCCGAUGGUUUCUUCUACGCCUACGUGGCCCGCCUGGAUGCCGUGCCCGUCUGCCUGCUGCUGCUCGGCACCCACCGUGAAGCCUUCCAUGCCAUGGCCGCCUGCCGGCGCUUGGUUGAAGAUGGGCUGCAGACCCUUGGUGCCCAGCAUGCCCUUGGGGAGGCUGCCAGCUUCUCUAACACCCCAUCAGCCAGCGCACCUGCCUACAGUGUGCAAGCUGUGGGGGCCCCCGGCUUGCGACACUUCCUCUAUAAACCAUUGGACAUCCCUGACCACCACCGCCAGCUGCCCCAGUUCACCAGCCCCGAGCUGGAGGCCCCGUACUGCAGAGAGGAGGAGCGGCAGCGGCUUUCGGACCUGUACCACCGCCUGCACGCUCGCCUCCACAGCACCUCCCGACCCCUGCGCCUCAUUUACCACGUGGCCGAGAAGGAGACACUGCUGGCCUGGGGGACCUCCAAAUUUGAGCUCUACACCUGCCUCAGCCCCCUGGUGACCAAGGCAGGUGCCAUCCUGGUAGUGACCAAACUCCUGCGCUGGCUGAAGAAAGAAGAAGAUCGCCUCUUCAUCCGUUACCCGCCCAAGUACUCCACACCCCCAGCCACCUCCACGGACCAAGCUUCCCACAAUGGCUUGUUCACUGGACUCUGAAACAGGAUGCUCACAGACAAGGCUGGGAGUGACCACCGGUGGCUUUUGCCUUCUGGGUCUGUGCUACAAAGGUGGGAGGGGUGUGUGUCUGUGGUCAG